AUGCUCAACCGGUCAUUUCUGGAAUACCUGAACCAGGAACGACGGAAAUAUUUUGAAAGCCUUGACGCAGGAGCUUAUCUCAACGAGCAGCGACGUUUGGUUGAAGAACUGCUGGAUCCUGAUUUUUACGAAAAGAAUGUGCAUCCUAGGAAGAAUCAUCUGGAACCAACACGAAUCAAUGUGAGUAUGAGCCUUUACCAGAUAUUGGAAGUGGAUGAACAUUCUCAAAGCAUCGUGGUCAAUGUCUGGAUGGUGCAGCAAUGGUACGACGAGUUUCUUGAUUGGGAUCCACGAGAGUAUGGAAUGCUUAACAAAACUAUUGUGCCCUAUGACCAGCUAUGGAUUCCUGAUACUUAUCUUUACAACAGCGAAACUUUGGAGCGUAAAAAGACUGAAGCGAUAAGUCAUGCCAUUAUUGAGACUGGAUUUUGGGCAAAUGAUAGUCGAGGUGCCAGGGUUCAGCUGAUGUUUCCGGCUAUUUACAAGCUUUCAUGCGCGAUGAAUGUCCAAUGGUUCCCCUACGACUCACAAAACUGCACUUUCAUCAUCUCAAGCUGGACUCAUGACAAAGCAUCCAUUGACUAUUGGCCCACAUCAACCCUUGUUAAUCUGAAAAACAUGGCCCGAAACGAUGAAUGGGAAGUGCUCAGCUUCGAAUUUGAGCGAGUUGAGCAAUAUUUCAAAUGCUGUGUUAACCCCUGGGUUUUGCUCUAUGCUCACUUGAUUAUUCGAAGAAAACCGCUCUACUAUGUGAUAAAUCUUGUUAUUCCAACUUCCAUCAUUACAAUCGUCGCUAUCACAGGCUUUUUUACGCCGACGUCAACUUCCAGCGAAAGGGAUGAAAAAUUGUACCUUGGCAUCAAUACACUUCUUACAAUGUCGAUUAUGAUGCUAAUGGUAUGUAAUCAAAUGCCAUCGACAUCUACUUAUGUUCCACUGAUGAGUUGGUACUACAUGCUCAUCAUAAUAGUGAUCGUCCUCGGUACACUAUUGGCAACGAUUGUACUAGCGAUUCACGGUCGAAAACUCCACAAUCGCCCAUUGUCACCGUGGGUACGGCAGUCAGUGAGCAACUACUUCAUAAAAACCUACAUACUUGGCCCACCGGAGGCAUUGAUUGAGCUGUGGUAUGAAUUUGGUAUCAUGGAGGAAGAGCGACUGCCAAUGGCGCAGCUCGAUCCAAUAGUCGUUCAGCAAAUGGAUCCUGCUUCGCUGCAACCACCUCUACCGCGCGCAUUCUUUGGCUCCAUCUCGUCAAGUCUAUCGAACACUUCAUCGUACUCCUACACUACAAGGCUGGCUACUCUUACUAGGCAAUAUACAAGCCAGGUAGGUAACAUAGUUGAAAGCAUUAAUUGA
Messenger RNA from Cylicocyclus nassatus, 1359 nucleotides. The record is from the annotation of a GenBank genome assembly. NCBI's taxonomy places the organism in Eukaryota, Metazoa, Nematoda, Chromadorea, Rhabditida, Strongylidae.